ACACCAUAUAGUGCACACUGUCAAAGUAUUGUGUUCAUCACCCUAUCAUGUCAGCUGAACAGCUAAUCAAUUCUCUCAAUUUGCCGUCUACCUUAGCAUCCUCUGGUCCAGAAUUAUCACCUCUCUUGUUACCAGUACUGGCAAUUCACCAUGGCCGCAAUCACCCCCACUUUAAGUGCUGUUUUUGGCUUAAGUGUGAAAUCAUCUCCAGACGAUUUAAGCUCUACAACAGACAACUUCAGUGGAUUCCCAACGGACUACUACUAUGAUUAUCCAGAGGAUGGCUACGGGAGAUGCACUUAUGAGCGUCAUGGCGCCACUUUUAUUCCUGCCCUCUACGCCAUUUUCUUCAUCCUUGGCAUUGUGGGUAACUCUCUGGUCAUCUGGGUCAUUGUUUGUGGUGUUCGGCUGCGCAGCAUGACGGACGUGUGCCUCCUGAACCUGGCUGUCGCUGACCUCCUCUUGGUUUGUUCACUUCCUUUCCUCGCCCAUCAAGCCCGGGACCAGUGGAUGUUCGGGGAACAUCUGUGCAAAGGGGUUCUGGGUAUUUACUACAUUGCUUUCUACUGUGGGAUCUUUUUCAUAAGUCUCAUGAGCAUUGACAGGUACUUGGCAAUAGUACACGCUGUCUAUGCAAUGAGAGCACGGACCAGGUCCUUUGGAAUGAUUGCAGCUGCAGUAACAUGGUUGGCUGGAAUUUUGGCAUCUUUUCCUGAGCUCAUCUACCUCAAAAUCCAGCCUGGUUCCAAUAUGACUCAGUUCUGCUACCCUGAAUAUCCAAGUACGGAUGAUUCUAGUCCAACCUACUAUCACUUCUGGACAUUGUUCAGCCUUUUUAAAAUUAACAUUUUGGGUCUUCUUGUCCCUUUUGUCAUCAUGGGUUUUUGCUACUCACAGAUCAUCUGGAGGCUGCUGUACAGCCCGUCGUCCAAGAAACAGGCCAUCCGUAUAGUUCUUAUAGUGGUGGCUGCUUUCUUCUGCUGCUGGGUGCCCUACAACGUUGCAUCCUUAUUCAAAGCUCUGGAGCUGUUGCACGUCUAUACAGAAUGCGAGAGCAGCAAAGCCAUCAGAUUGGCUCUGCAAGUCACUGAGGCUGUGGCUUACUCCCACAGCUGCCUGAACCCAGUCCUUUACGUGUUUCUUGGGAGGAAGUUCAGGAGGCACUUGGUGAGGUUAGUAAACAGGGCUCCCUGCAGACUGUGUCAGGUUAUCAAGGUGUACCUGCCUCAGGACCGAAUCAAUGGAUCGGUGUAUUCACAGACCACCAGCCUGGACGAGAGGAGCACUGCUGUGUGAAGUGGUUGAAUGUGGCAAAGAGGGUUUUACGGUAUGAGUUGAGUUUACUGUUAUUUUCUGUGUGGUCAAGCCAACAAUAAGGACAUUUCUCUUUCAUUUUCUUUUCAGGUCAUAAAUAGCCAAAAGUACCCUAAAUAGGUAAAAACACAUAUGCACAGCAUUUAAAAAACAUUGCUUAUCUAGCCUUGUUUAAAAUGCGUAUUUCAGUGGGAAUAAAAGAGUUUCUGUAA
Molecule: messenger RNA, 1526 nt
Organism: Labrus mixtus (cuckoo wrasse)
Lineage: Eukaryota; Metazoa; Chordata; Actinopteri; Labriformes; Labridae
Gene: ccr8.2
Product: cabz01093075.1
Exons: 3
Coding region: 151-1296 (381 amino acids)
Biological process (GO): chemotaxis; immune response; G protein-coupled receptor signaling pathway
Cellular component (GO): membrane
Molecular function (GO): chemokine receptor activity
Source: RefSeq, a predicted model, not a curated record